AUGUCUUCUCCUCAGCAGCUCAAGACAACGGUCACGGAUCUUCUAAAGAUCAAACAUCCGGUCUUGCUUGCUGGCAUGAAUGUGGCUGCAGGUCCGAAGCUGGCCGCGGCAGUCACAAAUGCCGGUGGAUUGGGUGUUAUUGGUGGUGUCGGCUACACGCCCGAUCAGCUGAGGGAGCAAAUUGAUGAGCUCAAGGGGUACCUACAGGACAAGACCCACCCUUUCGGCGUCGAUCUACUUCUGCCAAAGGUCGGUGGUAAUGCGAGGAAAACCAACACGGAUUAUACCAAGGGUAAAUUGAACGAAUUGGUUGACGUGAUCGUCGAGUCUGGCGCAAAGCUGUUCGUUUCUGCUGUUGGUGUGCCUCCCCAGGCAGUAGUUGACAGAUUACACGCAGGAGGAGUCCUAUAUAUGAACAUGGUGGGCCAUGUAAAGCAUGUGCAGAAGUGUCUCGACCUUGGAGCCGACUUGAUUUGUGCCUCGGGUGGUGAAGCUGGCGGGCAUACUGGCGAUAUUCCCACCACCGUUCUCAUUCCGGCCGUGGCCCAACUGCUCGCAAAAGCCCCGCCCUCUAAGUUCACCGGCAAGCCUGUUCAGCUCAUCGCCGCUGGUGGUCUAUUCAACGGGCAGUCUCUAGCAGCUGCACUGAUGCUGGGCGCUUCUGCAGUCUGGAUAGGGACGCGCUUCAUCCUCUGUGAAGAGGCCGGCGCUUCCAAGCAUCAUCAGGAAGCUGUGCGGACCGCCGGCUUCGAUGACAACGCUCGCACGAUUAUCUUCACGGGUCGGCCUCUACGUGUCCGAAACAACGACUACAUUCGCAACUGGGAGGAGAAGAGACAGGCUGAGAUCAAGUCUCUGACUAUCAAGGGCAUCAUUCCAGUGAAUAACGACCUUGAAAAGAACUCUGAGACGAUGACUGAGGACGAGUUGGAUUCCACUAUCCCUCAAUUGAUGGGCAAGGCAUCUGCCAUGGUUAAUGAGCGAUUGACAGCGAAGGAGAUCGUGGAUGAAUUCGUCUUUGGUGCAGCGGAGUGUCUGAAGAAGGGCAGUUCGGUCGUUGUUUCUCAAAGCAAGCUAUGA
Messenger RNA from Exophiala xenobiotica, 1080 nucleotides. RefSeq lists its product as uncharacterized. NCBI's taxonomy places the organism in Eukaryota, Fungi, Ascomycota, Eurotiomycetes, Chaetothyriales, Herpotrichiellaceae. The coding region runs from base 1 to 1080 and encodes 359 amino acids. The record is from RefSeq and is a predicted model, not a curated record. The transcript is spliced from 7 exons. Gene Ontology annotation, molecular function: nitronate monooxygenase activity.